Molecule: messenger RNA, 7524 nt
Organism: Brienomyrus brachyistius
Lineage: Eukaryota; Metazoa; Chordata; Actinopteri; Osteoglossiformes; Mormyridae
Gene: iffo2a
Product: intermediate filament family orphan 2a
Exons: 9
Coding region: 806-2314 (502 amino acids)
Source: RefSeq, a predicted model, not a curated record
GUCCCACGUUGUUUCAUCAGCGUUUUGCUCCGACUGGCGUCAUCAGUGCAGUUAAGGACAAGCCAGUGCAGCGCUGAGUUCGAUGCCUCCGGAGCUACCGAGAGAGCUUGCAAUUAAUAGGUUACAAGCACAUUAAUAUUAACGAACGGAAUGUUUGCAUAAUUGCGCCCGAUUGCAUGUAAGCUAAGGCAAAAAAAAGAAAGAAAAGGCGAUUCGGGAUUGCAGUUGCUUCAGCAGAGGUUACGGACUCGGUAGCAUGUAACACGACCCCAGCAGCAGCGCUGAGGGGCAGAGCCUGGAUGCAGCACAGGGAACUUCGCCGUGGGGCAGGGAGCUGCGGAGCCCGGAGCGAUCAAUGGAGAGACCGAACAGCAUCAGCAGCCGCCGGCGAAAAGACCUAAAUCGCUGCUAAUAUAUUCCCUAUAGAUACAUUUAACUGGAAGGUAUGGGAUCUACGGCUGCGCAUCACCUUUCAAGCCCUUUGUCGUCGGAGAAUUAGGGCGAUCCCCUUUUACAAAAGCUUUUCUAUUUUAACUAGGUGAUCAAUGUUUUCUUUAUUGAAAAAGAGAAGUGACAGUAAUGUUUCAGCGCUGGUUCCCGCAUUGAUUCCAUCAGUUCAAGGGUUUGCAUCCUAGGAAACUCCGCGCAGGACUGACGCGUUUUGGUUUGGUGGGUGGGUAGCUGGGGGAGGGGAUGGAGGUUGGAUUGGGGGCAUCGUGAAUACGGUGAGCGCUCGCCCAUUUUACCUACUUACUAUGUUUUUUAUUUACAGCGAAAUCGGCCGAUUAAUUUUGUUUAGGGAAAAAUGAACUCUCUACUUUUUUCUGAGUUAUCUGGUAUCGUCGCGGUCCCAGCUGGGGGGGCCUCUAUUUCUUCUGGGGCCACCGGCACAGGGACUGCGGUGACUGCUGCUCUGCGGAACGACUUGGGCUCCAACAUCCAUGUUUUGAAGACCUUGAACCUGCGGUUCCGCUGCUUCCUGGCCAAGGUGCAUGAGCUGGAGCGCAGGAACAAACUGCUUGAGAAUCAGCUGCUGCAAGCCGCUGAGCAGAGCCGCUACCGAUCGCUUUAUACCCGCGAGCAGGCGGUGCAGACGGACUGCUUUCAUCCUGAACAGCCGGUACCGGGGCCUCACCUCCAGUCACGGCUGCCCGGCACCAUCUGGAGUUUCACGCACGUUAGGAAAUACGGGGAGAGAUUCGAGACGCUCCAUGGUCCUGGCGUCUCCUGGACGCACCCGGACGGUGUCGGGGUUCAGAUCGACACCAUCACCCCUGAAUUAAGGGCGCUGUACAACGUGCUGGCCAAAGUAAAACGGGAACGAGACGAGUACAGGAAGAAAUGGGAGGAGGAGCUCUCCAGAUGCCAGCAGACGGAGUCCAUGGUGGAGGCCCUGCAGGCGAGUGCCCAGGAGUCAGAGGUCAUUCAGGAGGAGCUGAAAGAGAAGGUGGAGAGAUUGAAGGCCGAGCUGGUGGUCUUCAGAAGUCUAGUGUCGGACCAAAUGUCGGAGUUGGACACCAAGAUCCAGGAGAAAGCCAUGAAAGUGGACAUGGACAUCUGCCGGCGCAUUGACAUCACGGCCAAGCUGUGCGACGUGGCGCAGCAGCGCAACUCGGAGGACAUGUCCAAGAUGCUCGGCGUCAGUGGGACCAAAGGAAAGUCCGACCAGAACAAGGGCACCAUGACCUACAGGAAGAAGGACCGCAAGGCCGUGUGGGAGGACGACAGUUCCGAGAUGGACGGCGACCCCAGCACCUCCGAGGAGGAGCCCCCAGGAUCGCUCAACAUCACGGACGAGAUGAAACGGAUGCUCAACCAGCUGAGGGAGACGUUCGACUUUGACGACGACUGCGACAGCCUGACGUGGGAGGAGAACGAGGAGACCCUCCUUCUGUGGGAGGACUUCGCUAACUACAACACCCCCGCGGCUGUGGCAGGCAGUGCUGACUUCCAGGGGGACAGUCUGGAGCCUGACUCUCAGGAUGGAAGCCUGGGGAACCUCAUAGACGAGACAGAGUCGCUAUUCAAGAGCAGAGAGCAGGAGUACCAGCAGACGAUUGGGGAGAUCGAGAUGGAGCUGGCGUCGGCCAAGAACGACAUGAACCGGCACCUGCAUGAGUACAUGGAGAUGUGCAGCAUGAAGCGUGGCCUGGAUGUGCAGAUGGAGACGUGUAGGCGACUGAUUAAGUGCUCCGGAGGCACCGGCAGAAAUUCCCCGUCUUUCAGUUCGGUGGCCAGCAGCGACUCAGGGAACAUGGACGAGAUCCAGGACGACCUGGAAAAGGACAGAGAAGGAGAGGGCCUCGUCAGCUGAUGAAGACUACAGCCUCUGUCGUCUGCCUGACUCAUCCCUACAGAUUAAAGGGAAACGAUCAGAGGAGUGUGGAAUGCACACGCAUACACACACACACGCACACACACGCACACACACGCGCACACACAUGCUCGAAAGCUCUGCUCCUCUCUCAUCAGCGGGACCCUCACAUUGGGGGCUGACUCCCACACCGUGAGUAUUGGUGCUUAAUAUCCCCCCACCCCCCCGUGUGGGUAAUGGGUGGCCCUUCCUCGACUUCCUGAGCAUAAAACUACACGGACGCAGCAUCAGUUAGUGUUACAUCUGUACCCCCCCCCUCCCCCCCCGUGCCAUCACUGCCGGGUGCCCACUUCCUGCUGCUUCCGUGCCUGCAAUCCCAUGAGCCUCCGGGGCACCGCUCACAGACCUCCCCCCUCCCCCUCCCGGAGUUGGGCCGGAGGUGACUUCGGCUGUUUGAGAUGCCCCUGGGAACCACAGAUAAGCCCCCCAGGACAGAUGUCGGCAGCUGGAGAGGUGAUUAGAGAUGCGAUGGCGAGGAACUCAGCUAUCCAAAAUGUCCCGGGAUGCCGCUUUACGCGGCGGACAGACACAUUGUCACUGGAGAGUUUGUACCUCACGCCUGCCAACGUUACCCAGAGUACAGGGCUGUAGGAAAGGUCCCAGCUGCCUAGAGUCAUAUAGGAGAUUAGGAGGGAUUACAGGAGGUAAUUGUGACACACACAAGGAGCCAGGAAGUGCCCCCCUGCCCAGCCUAAGAGCACCUGGAGCGUUAAAUCCGGCCGUGGGAAGCACGCUGGGACCAGCGGGGACCAGCGGUGCCUCAGGCAAUUACCGCGGCCUUGCUGAAGUGCUUGUAACACUGUGUUUCACACACUAUGCAAUAAGCCUAUUUUGGAUUAAACCUUAAUUACUAUUAUUUGCCUUAUUAUGUUGCUGGGCAGGAAACAUGCUUCUGUAAAUAAGACUUGGUUUGAUUCAUUUUUUUGAUCAGAGGUGCACAAUGUUUACUUAUUUAGGUAAACAGAACAUGAAAGGGGGCGAAGUCUACAGGAAUAUUUAAAAGCGAUGUAUCUAUUCCCCAGUAUAAAACCACGUGCCUACCGAUGUGUACAGAGUCUGAUUUGAUUGCCUUAUUCCAUGUUUUCAGUUAUGUUAAUUGUACAUACGGUUUUAAUACGUUUUCAAUACAGAAUGUUGUGGAACUGAAAAUGGUCAACUGACUUUUAAUAUUCUUCAUGGGCCCUCUUUAAAGAAUGAAUUUAGGUAAAAUUGAUUUAAAUUAGUCUCAUCAUGGACCACAUGAUUUAUAUAAACUGUACCCAAGGUGUGACUUAGGAAUCUCGCUGCUCAUCUCAAACUUGAUAAGAUGUGUUACACAAAAGUGGAAAAUAUGUUGGAUGCUUGAACUUCUACGACAAACUGUCUUACACCGAUAUCCCCAUCUCUUCUUUGUUUUUGAAGAUAUUUGUCACGUGUGUUUAUCCCUGACCAGUCUAAAAUCACUAAUAGUGAUUUGUACUGCUGAGUAGAUCACUAAUCCCUCAUUGGUUCAAUCCGCUAAUGAUGUUCUGAGCUCAUUGGCUGAAAGCAUGAGCUAAUUAGUUUAACUCGCUCAUGUGAAAUGCAACCAUUAUCCGAAGGUAGCUUUUUCAUUGUAUUUUCUUCUGUUGUAUUGUUUUCCAAUUUUUGAAAUUCUACAUUUUACAUCCAUUGUAUAUAUUGUUUUUUUUUAAUCAAAUCUUACCUGAAAGGUCUGUUAUUAUUCAAAACACAUUUCAAACAGGCUUUUUGUUAUUGUAAUGGGUUUUAUGUUCGACUAAUUUUUCGAUAGAAUACAAUAGUAGCCAAAAGAGGAAUGCGUAACUGUAUUUUAUUUUUAUUUCCCGGAUACAGCUUUGCGUAGCCUCUAAUACCCACUGAAUUUCCAAUCAAACUUAAUUACACUCUGAAUUUAAUAAGGGCUGUGUUAAUAUCUGCCACAUGUGCACUGUACCAGUUACUACACAACGCCAGACUUUCUGCAGUGGAGGGGAACUUAAAGACAUCGAUCAGUAACUUCAGCUACUCCCUAUAAAGACUUACUGGGCACCAGUGCCCCCAGCAGUGGUAUGAGAAAGACCUACGUCAUCAGCCUAUCACACUUCAGAGCUUCUGCAAAACCACAGCAGUGGGAGCGCCUCAGCAGGCUGCCUCAUUGCCGCCCCCUGCAGGUCUGCUGUGCAUCUGCGCAUCAGUAUUAAUUUAGCUGAGAGCAGCGUGUGGCCUGAUUUCUUUGGGCAGAUGUUAGGGACUCCUGUGCUUUCUGGGACGCAGAUUAUUAGUUCUGCAUAUGGGAUUUAGUCCUGUGCUCAAAUUACUUGUCUCUGGCCAAGUGUCACAUUGACACGGUUCAUUCUAGACUUGACAAUAUAGCAAUCAUUCAUUUUCCUAGGCAUAAUAUAAAAAAAUAAUAAUUUUGUUGUAAUAUGCUUUUAAAAGAAAACCACUUUAGAUACAAUAAGAACAAUGAAGGACAAUUUAUAAUUCUGAUCAUUCACUUGCCAAGAAACAUUCAUGAGGCACCUAGAAAUGUAAUAUACAAAAAAACGGGAAAAAUAAUUUUAAUCCGACCAUUAUAAAGUAUAAAGUACUUUGGGUCCUUCCUCAAAAACUCUGAGGGUUUUUGAAUUUUAGCUGCAUUUCGGUUAGAGUAAUUUGCAUAUAUAUAAUUUAUAUUAUUUUGUUGUUUUUAAAGAAGUUGAGUCUUGGUCGUUAUGUACAGUUCUAACUGAAAAGAUAACACGCAGGACAGUGUCUCUUUCCUGUAAAGUUGAAAGCACGUCAGUGACAAUACAUGUGAGGAAAAAAACGGUGCUUUUAUAAAACCUUGGAGAGGCGCAGCUUCUAAUCCUCAGAUUCUGCUUACAUGCUGUGUUCGGGAAUGGCAGCCUAAUCAAACUGGUCGUUUGCGGACGAAGACGUCACCGUUUAAUUUCAUUCAAUAUUUUUUCAAUGUCAAAAUCCUCCCUGAAAAUUAUGCCCUCCAUAACCAGCAUUAAUAACUAAUCAUUAAUUUUGAGCCAAGGUUAGACGCAUGUGAAAUAUGUUAUUUAAAUGUUUUUUUUCUUCAUGUUUUUCGGAACUGCAGUCUUCCUGUUUCCGUCAGAUUCGUUUGGAAUGAAUAGCUGUGUACUGUAUGCAUGUUAGAAAUGUACCAGUAGAGGGCGAUAGAAUAAAGCAAGUUACUUACAGCGCUGAACCAAGAAGACAUUCGCAAACGUCACCAGCUUCUGUUAUCAGUGUAGCUUUUUUACAAGGCAACAAAUACCUUUUUUAUAAGAAUGGAAAUUCAAAAAUGUUUUAAUUUUAAUGUAAAGAACCACAAGAAAAUCAAGAAAAUUAUAUUUGUAACAGAGAUAAAAAAACAACAACAAAUGGGAACGGUAUACCCUGUGCGUACGCUUUUUUCCUAGUUGGUUUUGUAAGACAUUACGAUAAUUAUCACAAAUUGUUGCUUAAUUUUAUGAAUCUGUCUUCCUCCAUACACACGUUUUUUUUUUUUACAUUGUACCUUCAUUUCUCUGAUGUGUAGUCGGAUCCCAGCAUGGGGCCGGGCGUCGGCAGCGUGGGGGCGUGGCUGCGUGGGGCCGGGCGUCUGGGGCGUGGCCUCGGCGGGGCGUGCGUCUUGGGCGUGGCUGCGUGGGGGCCGGGCGUCUGCGGCAUGUCUGGCCGCACCUCUCGCUGCUCGCACGUGCUGCUGUAUCUCUAUCUCCGUACGUCUGAUGACCUCUGCUGUCAAAGUCUACAAAAGCCUUGACUUAUUUGCAGAGGCAACAUAAAAGAAGCAAACUUCUACGUCUUUUACUUCAUAAUGAAGUAUCUAUGCUACUUUCUGCUGGCUUAAAUAUAUUGUCUCAUAUACAGACUGAUCUCUUGUACUUUUGGGUAGCAUGAAUGAGAACCCUCUUUCCCAAAGGUGUCUUGUGUAGUUUGACGUUUUCUGUAUACUGUAUACCGUACUGGCCUUAUCGUCGGAUUGUAUGUCUGUGUCUCAUUAGCAGAAUGCUAGGUGUGCGCAUUUCUGUACAGUGGAUGUAACCAAAGUUCCGGUUGGGGUCUUUGCCGCAAUGCUGCCUGCCCUUACCGGCCCCUUGCCCCCUGCCACGGCGUCGGGACGCACUGUUGAUCGCUCCCAAGGCUCCCGCAAACAAUUUUUUAUUUUAUAGGGUGGUUUGGGGAAACUCAUUUACAGUCAUGAGAUAAGUUGCCUGAUUAACCGGUGAACGUGCGCCCAUUGACAUGUGCCACCUGUUUUUUUUUUUCAGGGUGGCUUGGGAAAUUUAUUAAUAUUCAUUAGAGAAGCUACCUGAUUGAUAGGUGAACCCUGUCACAGACAAGGUAAUGUGUCCCUCCAUUUGCAGCGAGUGAAUUGCAUUAAGUGUUCCUGUCCUGACAGCUGUGGGUCAGGACCUCCAUAUCUGGCCUGAGAGGUUUGCGUGAGGCUUUGCAGAAGCACAUCAGCCUUGAGUAGACCCCCCCGGGGUGACAUAUUAAAUGCCACAGUCCCUGUUACUGUCUAACCCUGGCUGCUGUAGCCACUUAGAUUUUUUUUAUUAGUCUGCUGUAUACCCACCCCUUUCUGUUUCUAAAUCCAUUAUUCAGAAAUGUGUUCUCUUUUAAACAUACAGUAUAACUGCGUUUGCAUUAUUUGUUUUUAUUUUUUUUAAGCAUUUUACAAUAACGUCUGUUUGCCUUAUCUGCAGUAUACAGUUGGUAUCAGUAUCACGUGACUGCAGCUGGCUUCCGAUUUAUUCGUAGCCUUUGUGUGAUACGAAUAGUUUUGAUAAAGCAAUAAGGAAGUGGCUUUGUUACUUUGGCAAAUUUAUGUUGUUUGUCUUGCAACAAAACUGAAAGGCAUGUUUCAGAUGAUGGGCAAAUAUAUAUUAAAAGUCUGGACAGUCAUGUGCAGAAUGUCAUAAACUCCAAAAUGAUUAACAAAGAUCAUAUUCCUCUUAUGGUUUAGAUUCCUCACUUUAGUUAACUAUCAAUACGGCACAAAUCCAUCAAAACUACUGCCUAACUAAACUGACUUUGAAUAUUGAAUUGGAUGCACUGUACAUUAAAAGAAGGAUAUUAAUAAAUUAAAGAAGCCAGUCUGUAGUUCAGUGAAAUAGCUUGUUUGUAAAGGGGUUUAUGAUUUCAAUGUGGGUUUGAGAAAAAAAAAAUAAAAA